UUCAAUAACCUACAGUAGAAAUAAGACAGAUUGUGUCAUUUGCAAAUAUUUCUUGUUUCAUCAUUGGAUUAAAAAAGGGGAAUAUUAUCAUAUCAAAGUAAACUUUGAACUAUUUCAUAUCAUUUUGUCACUAUUUUCUACUGACGGUGUGGAAAUUUUUAGAUUAAUUUUGAAAAGCUUCUUAGGAAACUGAAGUUAUCAGAUAUAUAUAUAUAUGUAGAUUGUAAAAGUGUAGUCGGGUUCUUUGGACAGUUUUAUUUCACUUUUCUUCAAUAAAAUUAAACAUGAAAUUAUUCAUGAAAUUAUUUUUUAUUUUAUUAUAUUGUUUAAGUUUUUAUUUUCAAGGUAAGGUAAGCAAUGCACAGGGAAAGGACUGCAUAGCAGAAUAAAUUUUGAUUGUAUAAAGGAAUUUUUCCAAAGAAUUGAAAAAACCCGGCAGUUCAUCUAAAUCAUGGAAUCGAUUUUAUGGUCAUUUUGUUAUACGUUAUGUUCGUGGAUUACAAUGGAUUCCUAUUCCAAUUGGUAUGGGAUUUGCCUAUUUGGCAUACCAACAGUUUUGUCAUGUUAAUAAGAGAGAGCGAGAUAGAUUGAUCAGUGGUCCAAAAGUGUCCUUAGCAUCUAAUUUAGAGAUCUCCUUAUAUAAAAUGCUACCUCUUCGAAUUUUUUCUCGUUUUUGGGGUUGGAUAAAUGCCUUAGAGUUACCUAUGUUUUUGCGUAGUCCUCUUUUAAAAUUGUUUAUUUCCACUUUUGAAUGUAAUAUAAGUGAAGCUGAAGAAGAAGAUCUAAAAAGUUACCACAAUUUAGGAGAAUUCUUUCGACGUGCUCUUAAACCCAAUGUCCGUUCCGUCCAUCCAAUAUGUGAUCUGGUUAGUCCAGUAGAUGGAACAGUUCUUCAUUUUGGUAAAAUAAAAGAUGGCUAUUUAGAGCAAGUGAAAGGUGUUACAUAUUCUCUUGAACAGUUUCUUGGCCCCAAUAGUUGGUCUUCAAAAAAUUCACCAGGGCAUGAAAAUUCUUCCAAAUAUCAACAGUCAUUACUUUACAAUAAUAAUGAUUUGUAUCAUUGUGUUAUAUAUCUUGCACCUGGUGAUUAUCAUCGCUUCCAUUCCCCAGUUGACUGGACAGUUCAAUACAGGAGACAUUUCUCUGGUGAGUUGUUCAGUGUGAGACCAGGCAUUGCAAAUUGGAUUGCAGGACUUUUUAAUAUAAAUGAGCGUGUUGUCUACAUUGGCACUUGGAAAUAUGGAUUUUUUGCCAUGAUUGCAGUUGGUGCAACAAAUGUGGGUUCCAUUAAAGUUUAUUUUGAUAAGAUUUUAUCGACAAACAAUAAAAAAUGGAAAAAGGAUUAUUAUUUGGAUUACAGUUUCUUAGAAAAUAACAAUCACAAAUAUGUUUUUCAAAAAGGUGAUCCUUUUGGCGAGUUUAAUUUGGGAUCAACUGUUGUCGUGAUCUUUGAAGCACCUAAAGAUUUCCGGUUUGAUGUACAGUGUGGACAAAAAGUUAAGUACGGCAUGCCCAUCUGUCUUCAUCCAACCUGAGCAAAAAUGAUGAUCAAAGUAACAAAAUUCUAACGAGCUCAAUCGAAAAUGUAAAAGGAUACUGUAACUUGAGAUUUGCAAAUAGACAAUCGUGGAAUUUGUUAGGCGACAUCAGAAACUCUGGAGUAUAAAAUACGUAUCAUGAUAUAGUUGCAUUUUGACUGCUGUGAUGUGCACAAUAUUUAUUACAUAUUAUAACAUUUUAUAAUCAAUCGCCAAUCCAUUUGAAUAUUAUUUCAAUUUAUUCUAUUUAAAACCUAAGUUUUCCAAAACUUAUUACAAUAAUAAUAAUUAUUAUUAAACUGUAGCAUAUUCUUUUUGUAAAACCUAAUGAAAUAGCUUUCUUAAUCCUGAGUACUAUCAGUGUUCAGGAGUAAGAAAUUAAUUUAAAAGAAAUUAAGAAAGCAUUAUUAGAGAUGCAUAAAGGAUCUCUGUACUCUUGAUGAUGAACUGAAAACCUGAAUAGUACUUGUUCUAAGAAAGAUAUUUCAUUUGGUCUCCAAGAAAGAACAGUAUGCAAGUUAAGGUCAUUGGUGAGAGAAACUUGUUAGUAAGUCUUCCUUAUUAUUGAUCUUUUUAAAAGUAGGUUUAAAAUAACUUAUUCAGCUAAAAGAAAACAUCCCUGCAGUUUUUUAGAUACAUGCUUUAUGCUAAAUUAAUUAAAUAUAAAUAAUUUUUAAUAUUUGUAAAAGUAGUAAAUGAAAUAUAAUUUUUUUAUAUAUAUAUAUAUAGUAUGUGUUUAUGUAUACAUGAAAUUGCAUUUAUAAAGACAUUAUGUACAUUUACGUGUAAAAAAACUAAUGUUUUAUAAAGAGUAUAAUUGUAUACAUGUUACUAUAUAUAUAUAUUUGUAUAAAAGUAUGUAGUUUGUUUAUAAACUCAUAUUGAAGUUUCUAACAAUAUUAAUUGUAUGAUAGAAGAAAAAUCAUAAUUUAAUACAGGAAGUUUACAGAAGUUUGCCAUAAAUUAUAAAAUGAAAUUCUGUAUUUUUACUAAAAUUUAAGUUGGUGCAUUCAUUUUGGCAAAUGCUAUGGAUUUUUGGAGAAUUGAGAAUAGAUUAAUUGCCAAAAAAUGAAAUUGUGCAUGUAAAUAUAUAUUUUUUUAUAAAUAUAACUAUUUAAUAUUUAAAUUGUUUUUUAAAUAACUUGUAUAUUCA
Molecule: messenger RNA, 2691 nt
Organism: Centruroides sculpturatus (bark scorpion)
Lineage: Eukaryota; Metazoa; Arthropoda; Arachnida; Scorpiones; Buthidae
Gene: Pisd
Product: phosphatidylserine decarboxylase proenzyme, mitochondrial-like
Exons: 7
Coding region: 525-1535 (336 amino acids)
Biological process (GO): phosphatidylethanolamine biosynthetic process
Cellular component (GO): mitochondrion
Molecular function (GO): phosphatidylserine decarboxylase activity
Source: RefSeq, a predicted model, not a curated record